Molecule: messenger RNA, 1437 nt
Organism: Prorocentrum cordatum
Lineage: Eukaryota; Dinophyceae; Prorocentrales; Prorocentraceae
Source: the annotation of a GenBank genome assembly
AUGCGCGUCGGCAUGGACGUUGACGGCCUGUGCGAGCACGCAUCGUGGUUGGAAGGCCUGCUGCGUCUCGACCCGCGCGGCGGGUUCUUCGACCACAUCGACGUCGCCAAGGGCUUCUACGGCAUCAUGAAGGCGCCGGCGGAGAACGUGACGAGGGCGAGGGCGAUCUCCAGGGCGACGGGCUACCCCGUCGACGGGCUCCACGACUACUGGGCGCUCAAGACCCGCGUCAUGUUGUCGCACCUGAGGAUCAAGAAGAAGGAGCGGGAGCUCACCAGCACUGCGAUCGAGAAAGCGCAGCCCGAGCUGAGGUCGAUGCUGUCGCUGAUCUCGAGGCCCUCGCCGUCGCCGCCCGCCAAGCCCAGCAGAUCAGCAGCGCGGCAGGAGCCAGUCCAGAACCCGUUCAUCAACUACAGGGUUCCCGAGCUGUUCACAAGCCCUCCUCAGACGGGCGCCGGCUUCGGGAGCUCGUCGGUCCUGGACUCCGACGGCGACGAUGACGACGAGGACAAUCAUCCGAUCUUCUGCCACUUCGAUGGCCGUGCCAUCCAGCUCGUGCUCUCCAACGGCUCGGCCAGAGAAGCUGAAUGGUUUCGGGUGAGUGGUGACGGCUUCGUGAUGGGCGUGUGGGGCUCCGUGAAGGGCGCCGACGGCGAGCCGUGCUCGUGGGAGUCGGAGCUGUCGGCCGACUGGCUCGGAGACGACGGGAAGCUCAAGCGCCCCCCCAAGGCGCAGCCGAAGCCCGCGGGCAAGAGCAAGGCCAAAGGGAAGGCCACCAGUGCCAAAGGGAAGGCGAAGGCAAAGGCGAAGGCCAAAGGCAAGGCCAAGGCCAAAGGGAAGGUGCAGCUCAAGAAGCGCAAGGCGGGCGAGGAAGCAGAUGCAGCGGAGGCAGAGGAGGCAGAGGAUGUGCAGCCGUCGAAGCCCGUCAGCAAGAAGCCGGCUGGUAAGGCUGGCAAGAAGGAUGACACGCAGAUUGAGCUCAUCCUUGCGAACGGCCACAACGGCAAGGUCGCCGUAUUCAUGAGAGCCCUGGGCCGCCCCAAGAAGAAACAGAUUCUCGAGGUCGGCGGCGAGAACGCACGUGAGCGGGCUACGACGAUCAUCGACAUGAUUAGGACGCAGGUGAUGGACAUCGUCGGAUCUGUCAACGACCCCGCCAAGGUCUCGGAUGAGGACAUGAAGGCCGUGAGGGCGAUCGCCAAGGCGGCGCGCGACGGGGGCCUGCUGACGGCGCUGCUGACGGGCCUGCUGAUGACGGGCGUGCUGCUGACGGACCUGCUGCUGACGGGCCUGCUGCUGACGGGCCUGCUGGCGGGCCUGCUGACGGGCCUGAUGACGGGCCUGAUGACGGGCCUGCUGACGGGCCCGCUGACGGGCCUGCUGACGGCGGUGAGUGAAGGGCCUGGCGACGGCGGCGGCUGGGUCGCAGACUCGUAG